CUAAUGGCAAGCUUGCGAAGAAGGAUCUGUUUUGCUAGUCCUUUGGUAGCCAUGGUGGUAACACGAGUGUAAAGUAAAAGUUAAAUUGAACGUUUCUAACAAUCUCGACCCGAUAGACGAUCUUUUCCCAAACGAAUAUCCUCGACGUAUCGCUAGUUUCUCUCGUAUCAGAGUAAGAUGGAAAUAUCACCCAGAAAGCCGUCGAAACGUGCUCAGGAACCUGUUGACGAAUGGUUGCAAAAUGAAGGAUAUUUUAGGAAACAGGCACCGAGGGAUCCGACUUGUUUGUUCAGAGCAGUCAGCGAACAAGUUUAUAUGACACAAUAUUAUCACAUAAGGGUCAGGAAGAAGUGUGUGGAAUUCAUGAGAAAAAUGAGACAUUUGUUUGAAGAGAACGUGAUGAUUCCAUUCGACGAUUACCUGGAACAAAUGGCAUGUUUUACAGAAUGGGGUGGUAUGAAUGAAAUUCAAGCCAUGUCGUUGCUGUUUAAGAGAGAAUUUGUUAUAUUUAAUGGUCAGAGGCAAACCCGCUGUACCGUUACAGAUAAUGGUUUCAAAGAUAUGAUAUAUUUAUGCCAUACCCCACAGAAACAGUAUGACACAAUUUAUACGAGAGACGUAGUUGCGACUGCUGCUUAUUGCCAAUCUAUAGUUUAUCAAGUACUUUACAAGGAUGUCUUUCACAUGUCUAACAUAGAGACUACCAUCCAUAAAAUGUUACACGAUCGAACCGGUACAUUCAGGCACGACAAGUUCUUCCUUAAAGGCAAUCUUGAAAUGCGAGAUCAGUUGACUGCAGAGAUAUACAAUAAAGUCGAAAAUGGAAAUGGAAAUGACGAGGUUGACGAUACACAAACAAUAGUAAGAAACAUACCACCUUUUCCAUAUAGAGUCGCGAAAGCUCUUGAUCCGAAUAUUUAUCGUAACACCGACUUUGACAUAUGGCAUGAAAUUAGAAAAGAAGUGAAAAAUGCAGGAUGGACUAAGCACAAUAGCCAUGAACUUCAAGUUGGUAGUAAAUGCUUGGUACAAAUGGAAUUUAACGAGGAAGAAUUUGACAAGGCUAAUAACAAUAAUGUUUACGUGACUUCUCUCGAAAAAGACGCUAACGGUAACGAUAACAUGAAAGUAUUACAGAAGAAAGGGAAACCAGAUCCUGUGCUUUUUUAUGGUCACAUUCAAGAAAUGAAUAAAAAUCAGGGUCCCGUGUUGGUUUUUAUCGAGGAAUUAGGAGAGAAAAAAAUCGUGCCUUAUUGUGCUUUGAAACCAAUACCAUUAAGGAAAAAUAAACAGAACAAUUGGCUGCCGAUGUGCAAAAAAAAUGUACUAGACUCAAAUCAUAAGUGGAAGAAGACGUGCAGUGUAACUUCGCGUAAGAUUCAGACUGUUCCGAACGACAAUAUUCUAUCAAGUAAUAUUGAUAAAAAUGAAAACAACGAUAAUAGCAUCAGCGAUGUUAAUAGAAAUAACUAUCAGUGGAAGGAAGAAUCUUCAAAAAUAGAACAUCGACAAACAUAUGAAAAUUAUGGGUUGAAAAAGUGUCCCGAUUAUUUAGUUAAUAACACGGAUGAAAUAUUUUCUACAAGGAUGAUUCUUGACAAUAUCCAUUCUUCUGCAGUGGACAAUGUCAGGCAGAAGAAUGGUACAGAACACAAAGAAAAGAAUUUGCUUGGAAGUAAAUCUUCCGAGGAUAAUGUGAUAAAAAAUUCAAAGUUUGAUUGCGUAACGAAUACCGGUAAUAAUGCUGAAUUCCACUUGUACCCGAAACAGGAGACUGAAAAUGAUAACUAUAGUCUAUCAUAUUCCGGAGAAUCUGUUCCUGUUAAUCGAAUGAACAACGUGUUGUGUUCUAUUAAUUGUUCUGUACAAAAAAGUGUCGAUGUAAACGGUAGCGACUUGCCAUUAUCAGAUCCAUUUACCUUGAGAUUUUUUUAUAAUUUAGGAUUAGAGUACUUUCAUGGAACCAGUAAUUGGAAUUAUUUGACGAAUGGACAAUCACCCGGUUUUGGACAAUGGUACCAAGGUAUGCCUCAAAACGAGGAGGAAGCGAUAAAUGUUACGAACGGCAUAAUGCAAAAUUGCACGUUGACGCCACAAAAGAAAGAAGAUUGCAACGAUCGUAAAGAGACUUUCGGGCAAUCGUUGUGCCAAGAAAAUGGUGAUAAUUACAUGAACGGUGUAAAGGAUGUGCAGAUUCAAAGCAACGAGAUUUCAAGAGGAAAGAACGAAAAGGAUCUAGUAUAUUCGCCGCGUGAGAAAAUAAAGGAACAGGAGCCUGUUAAUAUGGACUCACCGCGCAUAAAUAGGAACGGUUUGGGCCCUCGAUUUAAGAAAAGUUCAGACAAUCGAUAUCGUAACAAUCAACAGUUUCCAUCGCCAAACAACCAGUAUCUGCAGAGUGGACCGAAUUCCAAAUACUCGAAGUCGCAGGAGACUAAAGGUAGCGGUACAAACCUCCAAUGCGCACGCGCAGUACCACACCAGGCACACGCUUCCACAGACGCGGUAAAUUCUUAUCAAACGCCUUACGUGCAACCAGGCAUGUAUUACGCGAACGAAGUAGAUACAUUCACAAAUUCUUACUAUUCUCCAAGCCCGUAUUUCCCAAUCCCUUGUCUACCGUAUCCCGAGAUACCCGAUAACAACAAUGCACAGCCAUUUCCACAGCAUCUGUGUCCCGGCGUAGACUAUGCCCAAGCUUAUCCAGGUUUAUGCCCGCCGUACAUAUGCCCACAACCAGCCCCGUACAACAUGUCGCCGCAAAACAUGCAGGAACACUGGUACGCAGUUGCUGGCCAACCGCAUUAUAUGCAAUACGCACCUAUGUUACCUAUCACUCCAGAAACAACUUGUAACGGGAUCGCACAAAAUGGCAAUCAGCAUACUCCGCCUCAAAAUAUAUAAUAAUCGUGCCGUUA
Molecule: messenger RNA, 2918 nt
Organism: Colletes gigas
Lineage: Eukaryota; Metazoa; Arthropoda; Insecta; Hymenoptera; Colletidae
Exons: 14
Coding region: 178-2904 (908 amino acids)
Biological process (GO): protein deubiquitination
Molecular function (GO): cysteine-type deubiquitinase activity
Source: RefSeq, a predicted model, not a curated record